Conger conger (European conger) is the source of this 3599-nucleotide messenger RNA. Its product is annotated as probable inactive protein kinase DDB_G0270444. NCBI's taxonomy places the organism in Eukaryota, Metazoa, Chordata, Actinopteri, Anguilliformes, Congridae. The transcript is spliced from 6 exons. The record is from RefSeq and is a predicted model, not a curated record. The coding region runs from base 52 to 1392 and encodes 446 amino acids.
CUCUUUUUGCCUGUGGACCACAAGGAUAUACUGGUGCAGGAUUUUUAAAUCAUGACUACGGCAAGGCAUCGAAAAGGGAAGAACUUCCACAAACGCGAUGAGAACCAUUUUGUAGAUGACGCUUUGGAACCAGAGCUGCGGAACGGAAACCAGUAUAUUCUUAUGUUCAUUCUGUUACUCCUGUUAGUAGUCGGCGGUACCACGUUCGCCUGGUUCUGUCACGCACAGCAGCAAACUAUCAGCCACCUGACAGAAAGUGUCUCUAGCGUUCAGAUGAGAAUAGUGAAGUUCCAGCAGUUACAGGAGGAAAUGAAAACGAGAAAUGUGGAGCAGUCUGCCCCAGAAGGCUUUGCAGAGAGGCUGGAGGCGCUGGAAGGGGCCUACGCCAAGGCCCAGAAGCAGGUGGACAUGGCCGUGGCCACGGCGGAGCAGCUGAAGACCUUUGACCUCCGCAGCCAGGUGGCGUCUAUGCACACGGAGAUGAUGAUGCGGCUGACGGACCUGGAGCUGGCCCAGGUCUCGGCGGAGGAUGUCACCCGUGUUCAAGACAUCAUCCAGGGCAAGAGCGAGCCGUUUCAGGCGGUGAGGGAGAACCUGUCAGACGUGGCGAGCGCCAACGAGGCUCUUGCCGGGAGCGUGGAAGGGCUGUCCUCGAGCGUGGCCGGAACGGUUGCCAAGGUUACAGAGCAGGCGGCCCUGGUGGACAAGCUGACCGAUCGGAUGGAGACGCAGGUCUCGGAGCUGCUGGGUCUGAAAGAGAUGCUGGCACUUCACAGGGCCCAGCUGGAGACCAGCUCGCAGGACAUCGCCAGUCUGAAGGGGAUACUGGAGGUGGAACAGGCCAAAAGGACCCAGAUCCUCGGAGAGCAGCUGACCUUUGUGCGUCGAAGCCUGGAGGACCAGAGUCAGGAAGCCCUGAGCCUUCACUCGUCCCUGAGAGCCCAGCUGGAGUCCAUCCAGGGGCAGCUGGAAAUUGCACUGGACACAGAGGCCCCACAGCUGAAAGAGCCUGCAGCACUGGAGCUGGAGCUCCAACAGGAAGUGGACCAGGAAGUCCAGGAAGAACUAUUAGGACAGGAGGCUGAGGCUCCAGUGGACCAGGAAGUCCAAGAAGAACCAUUAGGAGAGAAAGCUGAGCUGGACCAGGAAGUCCCAGGAGAGGAGGUAGAACAAGAAUUCCAGGAAGAGGAAUUGGAACAGGAAGUCCAAAUGGAGCUGGGUGUCCAGGAACAGGAACAGGAAGCGGAACAGGAAGUCCACGCAGACGAAGCCUUAGAAGACGUCAUGGCGUCCGAAGAAGUCAUGGCGUCAGAAGAAGCAUAUUCGGAACAGCAGGAGGAGCUAGAAGAGUUGGCCGUUGAGGACAACCAUGAUGCAGAACAGCAAGAAUAAGUCAGAACAAAAAUAGAGAGAUUUGUUCAGAUGAUGCAGUCUUCCAAAACCUCGCACUAAGUGGAACAGCCAAGAAUAAAAUACCGUAUGAGACUAACAAGGACACAUUACCACAGUGAAGGUACCUUUUUUAUAUAAAACUGGAGGUCAGUAAGAUGACAUCACUGCAGUAUGUUAAUUACUUAAAACAAUUACCUCAAAGACGUGACAUGUUUAUGUAUCAGGGCACGGCAGUACUGCAUAACAAACAGGAUUUUAUGUGUAUGUCUGCCUGAGAGGCCUUAAUACUUUCUAUGAAUUCACCGGCUGUGUUUGCAGUACAUAUAUGUGUAUGUAUACAGCUCUCUCUCCACAUUUUCUCAACAUUAACGUGGUCACACUUUACAAUGAAGUUCAUGAAUUUGCAUGAACUAAUGUAGUUGUUAACAUUAAUUAAUGAUGGACAAAUACAUUAAUUAAGCAUUAGCUUGUCAUUAGUUCAGGCGUUUGUUUACAACUAACGUAUCUGUACAUGAAUAUUUUUACAUUACCAAACCAUAGGAUGAACUUAUAAUUAGUUAACCAUAAACAGAUACAUUGUCUGACUUUUUCAUUCCAAUAUGAAUUGGCAAUAACUAAUGUAGUCGUUAUCAUGAAUUAAUGGUGUAGAAAUACAUUAACAGAGCUGUACAGAUUAACUUCUCAGUUGUAGUUAGUUAAGAACUACAUUUGUUCAUGGCAAUUCAUGGAACCUUAUUGUAAAGUGUGAUUAAUUAAAAAAAAAUUAAUUAACCGAUUAAUUAACAAAAACAUAGUGAUGAGCUCCUGAAAGACAGCACCAGCCUUAGCCUGCAGGUUCUUUGAUGAGAGGAAAAUACUACCCAACAAACCCACAAAGCACAGAAUUUUCAAGUUGAAUGAACUUUCUUUUACGUUUGGCCUUUUACGUAUAACUCGUGGUUAUAUUGGCGGUGAAAUCAGGGAAAUAUUGUUCAUAAAAUCAGGAACACUUUUUUUUUUUUUUGCUUAUGAUGCUUUCCUGACCACGUCACACAUAAUGCUUCAUGACAUACAUCACACCAAAUGAAAAAUGGUACCAAAAAUGCAGUUUAGACAGUCAUCAUGACAUGGUUGCAAUUACUAUUAGCAGAGUUCAGAGACCUGAGACGUCCACUCCAGUGAACAUUAGCUUAGUGAAUAUCCGCUACAAAAUGUGACCUGAAAAAGCAAUAUAAGGGUGAUUAGUUUCUCAAGCCUAGGAUCUUGUUCUUUAGCGCAGUUUUUCUCAUUGUGUGGACCAGGCAGCAAGUUCCAUAGUUCAAAACCAGCAGUAAAACUACCCACACAAAAGAUCCUAUACAGUAAAUUGAAUUGUUAGGUGUCAUUACAUUGAGUGUCACUGAAACCAAGUUGGUCUGGCUAAUUUUCUCACUUGCUAAAUAUGUUUUUAAUGUUGCCUGUUUGUUAGCUUCCAACUUCAGAUAAGCUUAAGUUUCUAUGGAAGUUUCAUAGUAUGCUUUUGUCUUCAUAAAGUAAUGGGUUCAUUUUUAACUGCUAAAGCUAGCAAGCUUUUUUGAAAUUUCCCGUAAGAUACCUCAAUACAUGUAUUAUAACACAAGUAAAUAUGUCAUACCACUGUCAUGGCAACUGUAAAAAACUGUUAACAUGCUAUGACACAUAUCAUGAAGUACUUACUGUAAAGUGCUAAUGAUACACACUCUGAAAAAAAGGUACAAAAAAGUGCCUACAAGGUACAGCUUGUCACAGAUGGGUACAUACAGUAAUAUAGUAUUGUAUCCCUAGCCAACAAUACAUAAUUCAUUUGUACAUUUUUAUGCUUGUAAAAGAUACUAAAUAUUGUUGUGCCUUCAGGAUACAUUUGGAUAAAUGUGUUUCUUCAAGAACAAAAAUUACCUCCACUGUACCUUUAUUUCUGAAAGUGCCUGUUCAUGAGGGCUAAAUUCAAUAAAGUGGUAAUGAGAAUCUAAAGCAAUUAUGUCUGUUUACACUGUGCAAGCAUUCUGAAAUAAACUGAAUUAAAGAAAGUGUUCAAAGGGCAAAAUGUCAAAAUAUGUCCCGAACAUUUAAAUAAUUUAUAUAAGAAUUCUAUUUCAGUCCACCAUAGAUAGUGAUUCAUGGCUGUUUUUUUAUGAAGUUGCAGGAAGGUUGAUGGCCAGGAUAUGGGUAACAUGCUCCUUAAAUAAACUUCAGCUCCAUUCUUUUAUACA